Gadus morhua (Atlantic cod) is the source of this 1492-nucleotide messenger RNA. RefSeq names its product e2f-associated phosphoprotein (gene eapp). The record is from RefSeq and is a predicted model, not a curated record. The transcript has 6 exons. Lineage: Eukaryota; Metazoa; Chordata; Actinopteri; Gadiformes; Gadidae. Gene Ontology annotation, cellular component: nucleus. Bases 108 to 1109 code for a protein of 333 amino acids.
ACACAAGCGGGUUUUAUAUAUCCGGUCUCUGACGUCACUCCGCGUUUCCAUCGUGUUGUUGUCGUACAGCUGAAGAAGAGUAUAGAUAAAGUGUUAAGGGCCCAAAGAUGAACGGACUCGUCAAACCCGGAGAUGGAGACUCGUACGAGCUGGAGGAGCCCAGCGACGAGGAGCGGGCCAGCAGCUCUGAGGACGAGCUGGAGGUGCUGCUGAACGGGACGGCGGACCAGAAGCGGCGGCUGAUCCGGGAGUACCUGACCGGGGAGAGCGAGGCGUCCAGCGGGGAUGAGUUCGAGAAGGAAAUGGAGGCGGAGCUCAGCGGCACGCUGAAGACCCUGGAGACCACCUGGGGUCCCCUGGCUGCAGUGGGGCCAUCAGAAGGGACGGCCUCCCAGUCCGCGCUCCCAGAGGCCAACAUGUACGACAAGAUCUACUUCGAUUCGGACUCAGAAGACGAGGACACUCCCAGCAGUUCCACAGGCAGGAAGCGGAGGCAGAGGAGCGUUCAGACCAAUGAGGAGCUGUUCUACGACCCGGACGAGGACGACCGAGACCAGGCCUGGGUGGACUCUAGACGCAGAGCGUACAGCAGGAGACCCGGCUCAGGGAAGUCCCGCUCCGGUCCAGGUCUUCCGGGGCUCCCCAGCAGCGACGCGGUGCUCAACUGUCCGGCCUGCAUGAUCACUCUGUGUCUGGACUGCCAGAGGCAUGAGAAGUACCGGACCCAGUACCGCGCCAUGUUCGUGAUGAACUGCUCGGUGAAGAAGGACCAGGUGCUGCGGUACAAGGCCCUGCAGGAGAGGAGGAGAAGGAGGCCCAAGAGGAGGAACCCCCGGAACAAGGGGCAGCGGCAGCAGGAGGAGGAAGAGGAGGAGGAGGAGGAGGAGGAGGGGGGGACGCCAGGAGGAGCAGCAGGCCAGGAGCUGGGAGGAAGAGGAUCAGCGCUGGAAGAGGCCCCGGCCCCCAGAGGAGGCGCCCCGGGGCCCAGGGGGAUGGCCGGGGAGGAGGUGUACCACCCGGUCCAGUGCAGCGAGUGCUCCACGGAGGUGGCGGUGGUGGACCAGGAGGACGUCUUCCACUUCUUCAACAUCCUGGCCAGCCACUGCUGACCCCCCCCCCCCACACAGACCACGGACCCCAUAUCUGACCCGGGAUUGGUCUCUGAGCGAGGCAUCGCCCUUUGCCCGUUCUGGGGUUGAGGGUUCCAUGCUGGGGCUCAGUGAGCAGGGGGGUGACUUGGUGUCUUGGUGUGCACUGCCACCUGGUGGCUAGUCUGUGUACUGCAGACAAUAGCGUGGUUCGUCAGGGCUAUGAACGUUGAGAGCAGAUAGGCCCACCGACCGAGGCGAGGCCUCUUUUCAUUUCAGUCCACGGGGCCGCAAGGGUUUGCGUUUCAUUUUUUGUGGACUUUUUAACCGCCUUCUGGAAGGGAUUUUAACAUGUUUUUUGUAUCUGAUCGCUGCCUUGUUUACUAAAUGAUCUGAUAUAGUUU